Messenger RNA from Dothidotthia symphoricarpi CBS 119687, 2751 nucleotides. Its product is annotated as ARM repeat-containing protein. The transcript is spliced from 3 exons. NCBI's taxonomy places the organism in Eukaryota, Fungi, Ascomycota, Dothideomycetes, Pleosporales, Dothidotthiaceae. Gene Ontology annotation, cellular component: AP-3 adaptor complex; membrane coat. Gene Ontology annotation, biological process: intracellular protein transport; vesicle-mediated transport. Bases 176 to 2662 code for a protein of 828 amino acids. The record is from RefSeq and is a predicted model, not a curated record.
CGGCCAAUGCACGCCAGGCACAUCAACACCUUCACAAUUCUGCCCGCCCGGACAUCCGUGGGCCUGCCUCUGCAUAGUCUCAGCGUUCUUGCGCCGCUGACUCCGAGUGGAAGCUAGGCGCGAACGUGCGCGUGCACUGCGGACCGACGCGCUGCUUGGGGCGUAGUAGGCGGCCAUGGAGUCCAUCAGUCGCAUCUCGAGCCUGCUGGAGACAGCCCGCGAUCUCACCCUCGAGGCUGCCCGCGACGCAAGCAAUGCCCGCAAGCCGCCGACGCGCAUCCUGCCCUCGGGCCAGCUCAAGAAGCUCCUCGACAGCCGGUCGGAGCGCGAUGUGCUCGAGGGGCUGCGGAAGGUGGUCACUAUGUCCUAUCGACAGCCGCCCUCGCAGACGCUGCCCUUCUUCUCCCACGUAAUCAAGAACGUCGCGUCCCCGUCCCUCCCCGUCAAGAAGCUCGUAUACAUAUACCUCCUCCAGCAUGCCGAGCAUGAACCGGACACCGCGCUCCUUUCCAUCAACACGAUACAGAAGUCGCUCACAGACCAGAACCCGCAACUUCGCGCCCUGGCGUUGCGCGUCAUGUCGGGCAUUCGGGUACCGGUCAUCAGCCAGAUUGUGAGCCUGGGCAUCAAGCGAGGCGCAGGAGACAUGUCACCUCAAGUCAGGCGAGCAGCGGCUCUGGCUAUACCAAAAUGCUACAGGUUAGACCCAAACACGGAGCCUCAGCUGCUGGAAUAUCUUUCGACGCUGUUGGGGGACAAGCAGUACUUUGUGACAGGUGCAGCAGUCGCAGCGUUUCUGGAGAUUUGCCCGGACCGGUUGGAUCUGAUACAUCCGCAUUACCGCUCCUUGGUACAGAAACUAGGUGAUAUGGACGAGUGGGGACAGUUGGCUACUCUGCGUCUCAUGAUGGUCUAUGCGCGCAAGUGCUUCCCGCGACGGAUCAGAAAGGUCAAAAGAACUACGAACACCACAAACAAAAAACCUGCGAAAUCGACAAAGGGCUUCUACGAUGACGAGAGUGAGGAGGAAGAGGAAGAAGAGCAGGAUAUGGACGAAGUUGCGGUGCUGGAUCCUGAUCUCGAACUGCUGCUGAAAGCCUGUCAGCCUCUUCUCCAGUCUCGGAAUGCAGCCGUAGUAAUGGCGGUCGCGAGGACAUACCUCUACUUAGGCACACCUGAAUACUUGUCUCUGGCCAUAGGACCGUUGAUUUCGCUUCUACGAUCAGCAGCCGACAUCGAGCAUAUAGCGCUGUACAACGUCGUACAGGUCUGUUUAAAUCACCCGGAGCCGUUUGUGAAGUACUACACGCAUUUUCUGGUGCGCUCAACAGAUGCGCCACAUAUAUGGCGUCUGAAGCUGGAAUUGCUCACGCUCAUCUUUCCUCACGCGCCACCGAGGUUGCAGAGCUUGAUACUGGCUGAGCUUAGCCAUUUCUCACACUCCGGGAGUCUGGACGCAGCUCUGGUAAAGGAAUCAGUUCGGGCGAUUGGACGCUGUUCUCAAAGCCCGGCUACGAGCCCACAGACGUCAGCAAGGUGUCUCAAGCUUUUGCUCAAGCAUAUUGGGUCUGCAGAUGCCCAUCUGGUGGCCGAGUCCCUCGAGGUGAUUCGACACCUCAUCCAGCGCAACCCGGAUGCACACCGAACGACUGUAGUCCGGUUAGCUAAACAUCUGGACGCAGCAACGAGCCCACAAGCGCGAGCCAGCAUCAUAUGGCUGGUUGGCGAGUUUGCAGGCCUCGAUCCAGAAAACAACAUCGCUGCAGAUGUCUUGCGCAUCCUGGCGAAGGGGUUCGCAGAUGAAGCCGAACCCGCAAAGCUCCAAAUCGUGCUGUUAGCAGCAAAGGUCUACGUGCAUCACUUGAGCGCCAAUCCGCCUCCCGAACCACCCAAAGUCGAAGAAGAACCAAACCCAUCUCCCUCACUCCUGGACGACUUCCAAGAAGAACACGGCGGCUUCCGGGAUGACCAUCUCGAAGCGCCUCCACCGCUACCCACCGAGCCCCAAGAGCAGGAGAAACCUCACCCAAUCGAGGCGUUGUAUAACUACAUCCUCCUGCUCGUACGAUACGAUACGUCCUACGAUCUCCGCGACCGCGCACGCGUCUACAAAGCGCUCCUCGCGACACCUACCUCCACCCAACUCGCCUCGCUACUUCUGCUCGCGCCAAAACCCGUUCCGCACAUCCCCAGCCCCAGCGAAACACGGAAGGGAUACGUUCUCGGCAGCGCGAGUCUCGUCAUUGGCGAUGAAGGCGGUGUUGGCGGACUACGUGGCUACGAAGAUAUCCCGAAGUGGGUUAAGGAGGGUCAGGAACCGGACCCGGCGCUUCGCGAAGAGACCUCGUCGACGUAUACUUCGGCUUAUGAAGCGGCUAAGACUAUGUCUGCGGCUGAGAGACUUGAUGCUGCGGCGGGGAGUGGUAGGGCGCCGGAGAGUGUGUUGGCGCCUAGGACGCUGAAUGGGGCGCCGGCGAGGGAGAGGGAGAAGGAGAAGGGUAAGGAGAAGACGCUGGAUGAUUGGUUGGCGGAGGAGGAAGAGGAGAGUGGCAGUGAGGAGGAGACGGAUGAUGAUGAGGAGGAUGAGGAGGAUAGUGAGGAAGAGAGCGAGUAUGAGACGGAGAGCGAGAGUGGGGAGGAGGCGGAUAGACUUAUGAAGUAGGCGGUGAUGGCUACAUUGGAAAAUCAAACACUAUCACGACAUGUGAGAGUCUCCCUGUUUGAUAUUAAAAUAUGCAGUAUUUUUAUUCC